AUGAUACGUGUGAAUAUCACAUCGACACUCCACUCAGAGACAGGCCAUAGCCUUGUGCUUCUUAGCUCGUUCCUCAAGAUGUUGCCUCAUCGUGCAAUAGUGGGAUUGGCUCUCAAUGGAGGUGGUUCAAGAUCAUUCUCGAUCACACUCCGGAGAUCAUGUGCACGGAGCUUCAGUCUUGCACACCAAGCUCGACAGCCAACCAUGCUGCUGGCCACAUGUUGCUUUGCAGUCCAGCUUUCAACAGAUAUUAUGAGGCUGGUUAAGCGCCUUGAUGGCAUCUUCAAAAUGUAUACAGAUGAUUUUAUCCGUCAUUGCAAUGAGAAAUAUCUGGAGGGGGAUUUGGAAGUUCCGAAAACUUGGACAACCUCAUUUGGUAGUGUCAAGUUUAAAACUUUAAGCCAAGAUGAAAUAAAAAACAGUUCACGUGGUAGUAGUGCUUCAGAUGAUAGAUGUUACUUAGAGAACUCAAAAGUCAGUGAGAGCUUACUGCUGAUGAAGUUCUACUCUUUAUCAUCGGGUGUUGUGAGCCACCUUCUCUUUGAUCAUGAUGGAAGAGAACCAGAACUUCCAUUCGAGGUGACAGACCAUGAACGUGAUAUAAUUUUAUUCCCAAGAAGCACUUUUAUAUUAGGCAGGUCAGGCACCGGGAAGACUACUGUGCUGACUAUGAAGUUGUUUAAGCAAGAGCAACUGCACCUGUUAGCAACUGAAGGUUUUGAUGCAGUUAACACAAAUAGGGUUAGUGAUGUCUGUCUGGCAAACAGAAAUAUGGGUGGUGUUGGAGGUACUGAAGCAACUCCAUUGCGCCAGCUUUUUGUCACAGUCAGUCCUAAACUUUGUUAUGCGGUGAAAAAUCAUGUUCUUCAAUUGAAAAGGUUUGUCAGCGGUGGAAACUUUUCUCUAGAGGGUGCUUUUCAAGAUGUUGAUGAUACUGAUGGUGCAGCACAGUUCAAGGAUAUUCCAGAUUCAUUUGUGGAUAUUCUUCCCAAGGCAUACCCACUUGUCAUAACUUUGCAAAAGUUUCUGAUUAUGCUUGAUGGAACAAUGGGCAACUCAUUCUUUGAGAAAUUCUAUGAUGCCAGGGAGCUAUCAAAUAUGGAAGUUGUAACUGCUCCAACCUUGGUACGAAAUUGUAUAAGAACAAAGGAGAUAACCUAUGAGAAGUUUUGUUCAAUUUAUUGGCCUCAUUUUAAUGCUAACCUGACAAAUAAGCUUGACUCAUCCAGAGUCUUCACAGAGAUAAUGUCUCAUAUAAAAGGAGGCUUGAGAUCAGGGAAUUCCUAUGAUGGUAGACUCAAUGCGGAGGAUUAUGUAAAACUAUCUGAGGGUCGGGCGUCUGCCUUAAGUUCACAUGAGAGGCAAAUGAUAUAUGAUAUUUUUCAAGAUUACGAAAAAAUGAAAGGAGAAAAUGGUGAGUUUGAUAUGGCUGAUGUUGUGGUUGAUCUCCAUGAUAGACUUCAAAAUGAAAGGUAUGAGGGUGACAUCAUGGAUUUUGUUUAUAUCGAUGAGGUGCAAGAUCUUACAAUGAGGCAGAUUGCUCUUUUCAAACAUGUUUGCAAAAAUGUAAGUGAAGGCUUUGUUUUCUGUGGGGAUACAGCACAAACUAUUGCCAGGGGUAUUGAUUUUAGGUUUGAAGAUAUACGAUCCCUUUUCUACAAUGAGUUUGUUUUGGAAUCAAAAUGUGAAACAAAUCAUGGGAAAAAGGAGAAGGGUCAAAUAUCUAAAAAUUUCCACUUAAGCCAGAAUUUUCGUACUCAUGAUGGCGUCCUGAGGUUAGCGCAGAGUAUCAUUGAUCUUCUUUACCAUUUCUUUCCUUCAUUUGUUGAUAUUUUAUGCCCUGAAACUAGUCUUAUUUAUGGGGAAGCCCCAAUUUGGCUUGAAUCUGACAACGAAGACAAUGUAGUUGCCAAAAUAUUCACAAACAGUGGUAAUGCCAGGGCACAUAUGGUUGGAUUUGGAGCAGAGCAGGUCAUAUUAGUACGUGAUGAUCCUGCCAAGAAUGAAAUUUUAAAGUAUGUUGGCAAGCAAGCUCUUGUUCUGACCAUAGUGGAAUGCAAAGGAUUAGAGUUUCAGGAUGUAUUAUUGUACAACUUUUUCGGUUCAUCACCUUUAAAGAAUCAGUGGAGAGUUGUAUAUGAAUUCAUGAAGGAGCAAGGCUUACUUGAUGCCAGUUGUCCAUCCCCAAGUUUCAAACAGGCAAAACACAACAUUAUGUGCUCUGAAUUGAAGCAGUUAUAUGUUGCCAUCACCCGCACAAGGCAAAGGCUGUGGAUUUGUGAAAAUGUCAAAGAGUUUUCCGAGCCGGUGUUCAAUUACUGGAAAAGGAAGUGCCUUGUUCAAGUUAGGAAGCUGGAUGAUUCUCUUGCACAAGCAAUGCAAGUAGCAAGUAGUUCAGAAGAGUGGAAGUCACGUGGUUAUAAGCUGUUGCAUCAGGAUAACUAUGAGAUGGCAACAAUAUGCUUCGAAAGAGCAAAUGAUACAUAUGGGGAAAAACUAGCUAAGGCCCUUGGACUUAGGGCAAAUGCUGACCGAUUGCAUGGAUCAAAUCCCGAAAUGGCUUCUAUUGCCAGGAGGCAGGCUGCUGAUAUUUUUGAUUCCAUUGGCAAGGCUGAGCGUGCUGCAGAGUGCUUUUACAUGUUAAAGGAGUAUGAAAGAGCGGGUCAGAUUUAUUUGGAAAAAUGUGGGGAAUCUGCUCUGGAGAGAGCAGCAGAAUGUUUUGUUCUUGCUGGAUGUUACAUUACUGCAGCAGAGGUGUAUGCAAAAGGCAACUAUAUCUCAAAAUGCCUGUCUGUUUGUACGAAAGGAAAACUCUUUGAUAUGGGAUUGCAAUACAUUCAAUACUGGAAACAACAUGCAAAAGCAGAUGAAGAAAUGGUCCAAAGAAGUAAGGAUUUGGAGGAGCUUAAGCAAACGUUCCUGGAGAACUGUGCCCGUCAUUAUCAUGAGAUUAAUGAUAAGAGAGCAAUGAUCAAUUAUGUCCGAGCGUUUGAUUCCGUGAAUUCAAGACGACAAUUCUUGCAGUCCUUAGAAUGCCUCGAUGAGCUCCUAUCAUUGGAAGAAGAAUCAGGGAACUUCUUGGAGGCAGCAAAUAUUGCUAAGUUGAGAGGUGACCUUCUGCUUGCUGCUGAUCUGCUUGGGAAGGGUGCACAAUAUGAGGAGGCUGUGCAUCUUAUUCUCUGGUUUGUGUUCGCUAACUCUCUUUGGUUAGCUGGGAGCACAGGGUGGCCGUUAAAGCAGUUUAAAGAGAAAGAAAACCUUCUAUCAAAAGCUAAGUCAUUUGCGAAGAAUUUGUCACGCUGGUUUUAUGGGCUUGUUUGUUCAGAGGCUGACAUUUUAUUGAACAAGCCAAGCAACUUGUUCUUGAUGAAACAAUAUUUAAGUGCUUCUCAGAUGCACAAGAGUACCCGAGGUGAAAUGUUAGUUGCUCGAAUAAUUCUAGAUCAUCACCUUCAUUUAAAUAUAUCGAAUUAUGAAUGGAUAGAUGAAUUGGUCUUUGAUCUAGCAAGCUAUUCAGAAGAGCAAAUUUAUAAUAACAGGGUUUCCAGCGAGACACUGGUCUACUUUUGGAAUUUCUGGAAGGAUAAAAUUUUGAAGAUAUUCGAGUAUCUUGAGCAUGCUGAAAACCAAUAUGGAACUAAUGAUUCUAGAAGAUAUGGAGAUUUCUGCUUGAAUUAUUUUGGUGUAUGGAGACAAUUUAACAAUCUGAAUCCUAUCUAUCUUCUGAAUUCUGACGCUGAAUGGCUGAGAAAACUGGAGAACAAACAUGUUUGCAGAAACCAGAAGCAGGUUUCUAUUUCAAUCCAUCAAUUUGUCUCAGCUGCAAGGAGUUAUUGGUGUUCAGAAUUGUUCUCUGUUGGCCUGCAAGUCUUGAAAAUGCUUGAGCUACUCUAUAAUUUCUCACACCGGAAUUCUUUGUCAUCUUUUAAUCAAAGCAGGUCUCUUACUCAUAUCUAUGAGGUUGCAAGUUUUCUGUUGAAUUCCAAGUUUCUGAACAGCCAGCAUGCAGAAAAGGAUUUGAUGAAGUUCGUCAACCUGUCAACAAAGCACUUCUUUGGCUAUAUAUUUCCUCUUGAUUGGCGAGAAUCAUUGAGAGAAAACAUGAUUUCUCUUAGAGAAACUGAAAUCUCAAGGAAGUUACUUGAAGAACUUAUAUUGCAAAGUACCGGAUCAAAAUGUAAUAGCUUGUCAUAUGGGAAAAUUGGAAAGGUGGCGUUGAUAAUUCUUGGAUCUGGUGAGCUUACUACUGAAUUUUUUGUGAAGAUUUUUGAAUGUUUACACUGGAAUAGACCAUGGAAGAACUUCAUUGUGAAUCUGAAAGAGGAUAGAGGUUCUCCUACAUUUUCUACGACUGACAAUAUCAGUGAAUUUAUUGGGGAGAAUAGAAGCUCAGGAACUACAACUGAAUCUGCUGCUUGUCAUAUCAAACAAACUGGGAGUAUUGAGCCAGUUAUUUUGAAGUUCCACGAAGCUUUACAAGAUACGUAUAAAGUAAACUGGAGGAAAAUAUCUGAUUAUAUGUCACCGGUUUGUUUCUUGUAUCUGGUUGAGCGCCAUCUAAUGUUGUUAUCCUUCGUCAACGGAUGCUUCUUCUCUACAAAGACGACAUUUGUGGAAUGGGUUGUAUACCUGGAUGGGAGACCCAGCUUAACUUCCAGUUUUGUGGCUGUUGAUAAACAAUCCUUGGAAGACAUUGUUAAAUUUGUAAUUGACAUGGUUCGGCAGUUCCUGUUUUGUAAGAGAGAGACCAUAGAUUGGAUCAAGAAGUCUGGUAUAGCUGUGAAGGAGUACCAUUCACUGCUGGUUUUGCGAUUGGUUCUCAUUACAUGUCUUCUUCAUUUGAACUUUGGCAAGGGCCUUGAUUUACUUUUUGACUUGCUGGGCCAAAAGAAUAUUACAGAACUACUCCCCUGGGAGUUUUAUGAUGCUCUUCGGAGAAGGCGGAGAAAUAAUCGUCUGAAUAUUGAUGUGAAUCUGCUUGCUAAUGCAUUUAAGAAAAUUGGAAACCCUCUGGUAAUAGUGAGCAUGCAUGGAAACUGUCCUAAAUUUGGAUGCAAAGAUGCUAUAUUUGUAGAUAUGAGGCUCAACGCAUGCAAGGAGGAAUUAUUGAGAAUUUUGUUCCCUAAAACUGGAUGUUCUCAAUAUCAAACUGCUGGUUUCUCUUGUGAAGAACUUCUUCCAGCCAAUUACAAUGAAGGGACGAGCUCAGAGGUUGUUCCGUUUUCAAGCUCGGUUUCUCUGUCAGAUCAAGACUUGAAUACUCAGAAUCAAAAUGUUGGUGAUCUGCAGUUUAACCAUGACCGUUUUUGGGAAAUUAUUGAAGCAUUAACGGCGGUGGAUGGUAUCAAAGAUCUAAGGACCUUUAUCUCGUAUGCUUCAACACUGAUGGUGUUUGUAGGAAAACUUGUUUCCAUCAUCGAUGCUGGAACAAAAGAAUAUUUGCUGAAGAAACCUGCAGGUGGUGAAGACGACGACUUUUCAAGGGAUGCAAUGAGCGUGCUCAAUCUAAUGAAUCAACUGCAUAGUGAACUAGAACCGAGUAAGCUGAAACUUGAAUGUAGCGUUCCAAUAAUUGGUGCCCUUUGCGAGGAGCUGCGUUCAGGGUGGUCUAUAAUGAUGCCUCUCCUGCAGCAGCAAGGCUACUUGGUAAAAGACGACAACCAUGCAUCUGAAGAAUCUGGUGAUCAUUGUGAUGUCGAAGAGAGUAUAAGGCUGAGGAAUGUAGUAAGGGUAAGAAGCCAGCUUCAGCAACUACUUUCAAUUCCAAACCCCAAGGGAACAGUAAAUCUAAGGAAAACAAGAAGAGUCGAGGCCGAAAUCGAAAGUAGAUAAACAUUCCUAAAAUUCAGACCUUCGUUUUAACUUGAUGGUUGAAAGUAAAUGAUAGAAGUUCUGGGAUGACUUGAAAGCUCAUCUAUCUACUUGAUAUUGAAAUCUGUAGUCUGAAUUGGGUUUGCAUUCUGUUUUUUGAACUGCAACCUUUCUGAAAAUCUCGGCAGAUUCCCAACUUUAUGGCCUAAACAUAUGGCCACCUUUCUCAUAACUGAUCCAGCU
Gossypium raimondii (Peruvian cotton) is the source of this 6054-nucleotide messenger RNA. RefSeq lists its product as uncharacterized. Bases 1 to 5832 code for a protein of 1943 amino acids. Gene Ontology annotation, molecular function: protein binding; ATP binding. The record is from RefSeq and is a predicted model, not a curated record. The transcript is spliced from 9 exons. NCBI's taxonomy places the organism in Eukaryota, Viridiplantae, Streptophyta, Magnoliopsida, Malvales, Malvaceae.